Monopterus albus (swamp eel) is the source of this 723-nucleotide messenger RNA. RefSeq names its product mucin-3B. NCBI's taxonomy places the organism in Eukaryota, Metazoa, Chordata, Actinopteri, Synbranchiformes, Synbranchidae. Gene Ontology annotation, biological process: cell projection morphogenesis. Gene Ontology annotation, cellular component: synapse. The annotation marks the transcript as partial. The record is from RefSeq and is a predicted model, not a curated record. The transcript is spliced from 6 exons.
AAUGAGAGUCAAAUCCAUUUUGUCAGCUUUCAGCUUGAUCGGGCGUUGACUGACAUCUUGAAUAACACAAUUAACCUAAAAAACAUCUCUCAGGCCUUUAAUAAUAGAGGUGUGACAUUAAAUAGUCUCAGGUUGCAACCGCCGGUGAUUAACAAUAUCACAGACCUGAAGCCUUAUGUUAACUGUACUAAGUUUGCCAGCUACACUGCUGAGAUCAUUGAUGGUCAGUGGCAGUGUGUUGGACACUGCAAAACAAACCCAGAUUACUGUCAUCAGCAUGGACAAUGCCUCAAUGACAUUAACAAAGGCCCUGUCUGUAGGUGCUUCAAUUCUAGCCUGAAGCAGUUUUAUGGCCCCCGGUGUGACGUGUUCCACUGGGGUCCGGGCUUCUAUGGAGCACUGUUUGGAUCACUGGCAGUAGCACUCCUGCUCUUGAUUAUCAUCAUCACUAUUAUCCUUGUCAGAAAGAAAUAUACAGGCGUUUGGAAAAGGAGCAACUCAUAUAACAGAAGACUGUCUACUUUCUCAGAAGAUUUCUUUGGCUUCUAUAAUACAGGAGAUCACAACUUGGAAUUUACGGGUACUUAGCCAUCAGAGGGUUUUAAGCCACAUCUAGAAAAUACUGACAAUCACAGGUCACAGAUGUCCAGAGGUUCUGAACAUCAACCCUAGAUGAAGGCUACAUUUUAGAAUUUUUUUUUUAAUUCAAAUGUUUUUUAUGCU